This is a messenger RNA of Coffea arabica (coffee), 1926 nucleotides long. Its product is annotated as UDP-galactose/UDP-glucose transporter 7. The record is from RefSeq and is a predicted model, not a curated record. Lineage: Eukaryota; Viridiplantae; Streptophyta; Magnoliopsida; Gentianales; Rubiaceae.
CUUUACUAAUUACCUUAAACUAUUGCGUAAACAAUUUUUACUAGUCACAUUAGUCAUAGGUUUCACUCAAAAUUCAACACCACCACUCUUUCUCUUGAUCCAAGGAGAACUUUUAUUCACUUAUUUAUCAAUUAAUUUAAUUAUUCAUGUGACUUUUUUUUUUAAAUUUAGUUUCACUCAAUUCUUAAUCCAAUCGUUGAUUUAUACAUUAAGCGUCCCUCUUACUUGAAUCAAUUCUCUUAUUUUCUUGAAGCCCGCCAUUUUUUGCCAUCUGGGACGAAAAGCCCAACUUUGUUUUUAAGGUUGAAAUAAUUGUGAUAUUGAAAUAUUUGUGGCAUUUAUUAGGUGGGUUCAGGCUUGAGAGAUGGAUGCUGCAGACACGAGUUCAUUCUUGAGUUUGUUUGCUGCAGUCUCAUAUGGGAUUGCUUCAAUGGCAAUGGUUUUCAUCAAUAAGGCAGUGCUGAUGCAGUAUGCACACUCAAUGACUUUGCUUACACUCCAGCAAUUGGCAACUACUUUGCUCAUUCAUUUUGGUAGAUCCAUGGGAUACAUGAAAGCCAGAGGACUAAAUGUGGAGACAGCCAAAAAACUUAUAUUUGUUUCGUUAUUCUACAAUGCAAAUGUUGCAUUUGCUUUAGCAAGUUUAAAAGGAGUAAACAUUCCAAUGUACAUUGCCAUCAAAAGAUUGACACCACUUGCUGUUCUAAUAGCUGGAUUCUUUACUGGAAAGGGAAAACCUACAACUCAGGUAACCCUUUCAGUUAUGCUGACAGCUGCAGGUGUAAUUAUAGCAGCACUAGGAGAUUUUUCUUUUGAUCCUUUUGGAUAUAGCAUGGCUCUUACUUCUGUUUUCUUCCAGACCAUGUACCUUGUAUUGGUGGAGAGGUCAGGUGCGGAGGAUGGGCUGUCAUCAAUUGAGAUCAUGUUCUAUAACAGCUUUUUGUCUUUACCAUUUCUCCUGUUUCUCAUCAUCGCUACUGGAGAGUUUCCGAACUCCUUGUCAUUGUUGCUUGCAAAGAGUACUUCACUAUCGUUUUUGGUUAUUCUUCUUCUUUCUCUGGUGAUGGGAAUUGUUCUCAACUACACAAUGUUCUUGUGUACCAUUGUUAACUCUGCUUUAACCACCACUAUAGUUGGUGUCCUCAAGGGGGUCGGUUCAACGACCUUUGGUUUCAUAUUGUUAGGAGGAGUGCAAGUGCACGCACUGAACGUUACUGGACUAGUAAUCAAUACAGCUGGUGGUAUAUGGUACUCAUAUGCGAAAUAUCACCAAAAGAAGAGCAAGUUGCCAAAGCUAAUGUCGGAUGUGGAAGCCCAUCGCAAGUGAAAUUCAUGUGGGUGGGUGUCCAGAAGCCGGCUUAAUAACUUAUUUCAUUCUUUCUGUUUAAAAUUUAGGUGCUUCGUCCAUGAAGUGGGGACUGGAGAGUAACAGGGCAUUCAUUAUACAUGACAUAACGCUAAUUUGAGCUCGAGUGAUUGUAAGCCAAUUUCAUGUUGAAAAGAAGAAAGUGAUCUUGUGGAAAGGAGGGAAAUAUUGAGAAACAGUGAGGGAACAAAUUGUCAGAAGAUAUUAGAAUUGAGAAUUGAAUUAUAUGUUUUGGCGGCUAGGAAAGUUUAGCAAGUGUUGUAGCCAAACUACUAGUGAAUACACAAUGGCAAAGGCGUGGAAUGGCAGAGAAGUUAGCGGUAAUGAUGCAUUCAAGAUCCGAAGUCUAUUUUCGAUAUGUGUAUUGCUUUAUUUGUUUCUCGUUAUGUGGUUUACAACUGAACUCGACUGGUGCGGUGUAAUCGGGUUUCUUGAAGCAACGGAAACAAAAUGUACAAGAGCCGGAGUCAUUAUUUAUUGUACGUAUGAGUAGGCUUGUUAAUUGGAUCACAUAAGUCGGGCUUUUAAAAAUUCAGGUUUAGAUCAUUUAAUUUGUAACA